UGCCUCAGCUCUGUUCUUUUGCACUAGAAUAUAACUUGUGUUCAAAGAGACUGAAGAAAGAAAAAGAACAUUCCUCCCCUUUAUGCUGUAAUAAAUGUGUUUAGUGUGGUUUUGAUAUGAAUAAUCUUUUUUAGUUUAUAGAUUGGAGGAUUUUGUUUGAAGUAUUCGAAACUAAAAGCUGCUGGGAAAAAUAUUUUACUAGAAUACAGAGUAGAUAUCUGUCCCUGCCGUUUGUUAAUUGAUCCUGCUUGUUUAACUGGGGAAUUAAAAAUGCAUGUCUACCGAAGAGAAAUCUGUGGGCAUAAACUCCUCCCUUCCUGUUUUCAAACACACAUAUUUCAUAUGUUGUUUAUCUUAUUUAAAUAUACAGUAGACAAGAGAAUGCAACUGCUGUUCCUUUAAUACCAGCACUACGCACGUUACAAUAGGUGUCACUGUUUUGCUUGGUCCAAUCAUGAUUGGUGACUUCAGCUAUUGGCUCCGAGCACUGGCUGUCUGACUCCAUCUGCAGGGCUGUAAUACCUACUCUCCUCCGAUCAUUCACCACAACUUCAGCCGGCUGAACAGACUCGCGCAGCCCCAGCACAUCUUGCUAACCUAAUUCAGAAAACAAGUGCUACAGCUCUGUGCCUGUCGUCUUCACAGUGUAGCGUUUUCAGGUGAUCUAGAAAACGGUUAUUUUUAUGAGCAAAUAAGAGAAACAGGAAUCAUGAUGGGGAUGUAUUUAACAGACCCAGUACUGGAUAAAACUUAAAGCCAGUUUCUAUUCAACAUAGUGAAAAGGUCACCUUGCCUGACUGAGAAAAAGAAGCAAAAUAUCAGCUUACUGGUUUCUGUUAACCUCUUAGCUGGGGCUGGCUUCUUUUCCUUGAUGUUCAAACCAAUUUGGGAUAUCUAACUAUAAAGAGAGACAUACUGUACUCAUGGUAGAUGACAAGGAAAAGAACAUGAAAUGUCUCACCUUCUUCUUGAUGCUUCCAGAGACGGUAAAGAACAGGUCCAAGAAAAGCUCGAAGAAAGCAAGUACCAGCAGCAGCAGCAGCAACAGCAGUAGCAGCAGCAAGUUGCCCCCGGUUUGUUAUGAAAUAAUUACCUUGAAGACUAAAAAGAAGAAGAAGAUGGCUGCUGAUAUAUUCCCCCGUAAAAAGCCAGCCAACUCCAGCAGCACCAGUGUCCAGCAGUACCACCAGCAGAAUCUCAGUAACAACAACCUCAUCCCUGCCCCGAACUGGCAGGGUCUUUAUCCCACCAUUAGAGAAAGAAAUGCGGUGAUGUUCAAUAAUGAUUUGAUGGCAGAUGUACAUUUUGUGGUUGGGCCACCAGGUGGGACUCAGCGGUUGCCAGGACACAAAUAUGUCUUAGCAGUUGGGAGCUCUGUGUUCCAUGCGAUGUUUUACGGAGAACUUGCUGAGGACAAAGAUGAAAUCCGUAUACCAGAUGUCGAACCUGCUGCUUUUCUCGCUAUGCUGAAAUAUAUCUAUUGUGAUGAAAUUGACUUGGCUGCUGACACAGUGCUGGCCACACUUUAUGCUGCCAAAAAGUACAUUGUCCCUCACCUUGCCAGAGCCUGUGUUAAUUUCCUGGAGACCAGCCUGAGCGCCAAGAACGCCUGUGUGCUCCUCUCUCAGAGCUGCCUCUUCGAGGAGCCCGACCUGACCCAGCGGUGCUGGGAGGUGAUCGAUGCCCAGGCUGAGUUAGCUCUCAAGUCUGAGGGAUUCUGUGAUAUUGACUUCCAGACACUCGAAAGCAUCCUCCGUAGGGAAACUCUGAAUGCCAAAGAAAUUGUGGUUUUUGAGGCGGCUCUCAACUGGGCUGAAGUAGAAUGCCAGCGACAAGAUCUAGCAUUGAGCAUUGAAAAUAAACGCAAAGUUUUGGGAAAGGCACUUUACUUGAUCCGCAUACCCACAAUGGCCCUUGAUGAUUUUGCAAAUGGUGCUGCCCAGUCUGGGGUAUUAACUCUCAAUGAGACCAACGACAUCUUCCUGUGGUACACUGCAGCCAAAAAGCCCGAGCUGCAGUUUGUGAGUAAAGCCCGUAAGGGCCUUGUCCCACAGCGCUGUCACCGCUUCCAGUCGUGUGCCUACCGGAGCAACCAGUGGCGCUAUCGGGGUCGCUGUGACAGCAUCCAGUUUGCAGUUGACAAAAGAGUGUUCAUUGCUGGCUUUGGGCUAUAUGGUUCCAGCUGUGGCUCUGCAGAGUACAGUGCCAAGAUUGAACUCAAGCGGCAAGGCGUUGUCCUGGGGCAGAACUUGAGCAAGUAUUUCUCAGAUGGCUCCAGCAAUACCUUCCCAGUGUGGUUUGAGUACCCUGUGCAGAUCGAGCCAGACACCUUCUACACAGCCAGCGUGAUACUGGAUGGCAAUGAACUCAGCUACUUUGGACAAGAAGGCAUGACGGAAGUUCAGUGUGGCAAAGUGACAGUCCAGUUUCAGUGUUCCUCAGAUAGCACCAAUGGCACUGGGGUACAGGGAGGUCAGAUCCCUGAACUUAUAUUCUAUGCUUGAAAACUCACUUCCUGCAGCAGUGUGAGCUCUGAGGUGCACAUCUGCUCCCGACUCGCUUGAUGCUUAGCUCAUCUGCAGAUCUGUGAGCAGCACAGGUAAUUUGUCAUGAAUGAAGCAGUAGGCAGUUCUCAUUUCUUUUAACCUUUUAAUUAUGUACAGGCAAAAAUGCAGCAUUUCGCUUUUAACUGUAUGCUUAAAGGAGCUAAGUUCUUCUUACUUCUUAAGACUUCGUGGUCUUUAGAGUUGCAAUUAUAUACCUUGGGAGAUUGUGUGCUCUUCCAAGUGCUGCACCCACCUCCCAGUUUUAUUCCUCUGAAGAUAAUUUUGGAUCACCUUGAAUUUCCUUUUGGGCUUUAUUUGGUGAAUAGAAGUAAAUAGUCUAAAUUGAUAAUAAGAGUUAUUUUUAAACAGAACCCCUCUCCCCCCCCUCGAAACAGACAAACCUCAGUGUACAAUUUGAAAGAAGUUUUGCCUUGUAAUGAGUAAUAAUGUAGAAAGUAGACAGUAGUCAUAUUUGGCUCUUAUUUUAGUUCUUUUAAAUUUGUUCUGGGAUUUUUUUUAAAUCCAAAAUUUAUAAGAUUUUCACAUAUUAAACACUAAAGUAUUAAUAGGAAAAUAAGAAAUUGGAUGUUUAUUUAGGCCAUGACUUCUACUACAAGCAAAUUUUUAUUCUUUUAGUUUAGAACACAAAACAUUGCAAUAUGGACACUUCUUUUAGAAGUAACUAAAUUAUAAAAUUUUAUUGUCAAUAAAAAAAGAGUUGCAGUCUUACUAAUUUAAAUGUGUUAAAAAGGAAGGCUAAAAAAGACCUGUACUACAAAUAAUUGAUGGCACAUUAGAAUACACUGUUUGAAAAAGCCAAACUCUUUUUUCUCCACUUAGCUUUUGAUCCCCACUCUUUGCUUCUUUUUGUAAGUUGUACUGUAUAGAACUCCUAUAUUUUUUCCCAUUAAAAGAGGACCAAACAAUUCUUUAUAUAAAUGGAGUAACAAUUAGUUUUGUAGCACUACAUGUUAAUGUGAUAAGAUACUUUUGUUCAUUUUUUUUUUUUUAACUCUGAAAUAUACUUUCUCUGUUCUACUUUGAUCAUAUACUCUACUCUUGUUAAUUAUAAUUCUGUCUGUUCCUGGACUGCUAGAAUCUGGCCUCUGGCCAUCUUAAAGUGCCAACAUAUGCCUGCAGGGUUUUAAAAAAAUGAUCUGGAACGACACAUUUGAUUAUACCUAAUAUUAGCUGCGUCAGCAUUACAUCCAGCUCUCUUAUUUGUGCACGGAUAAUGUAAACAAAGGAGGGAAAAGCUCAUUAAAAAAAUUCUCCUCAGUGAUGGCUUGUGUUGGUUUAGUGCCUGUGUCCCUGGCAGUGUCCCGUGUGUUCACUUCCAGUUGAAGCAUCCAUGUGUUUCUGGGCAGCUUUUCUGCUCAGUGUGAUCCUGAGAUGGCUUCCCCCCGCCACCCAGAGUGUGGUCCCUGGCCGCCUCCUUCUCCUGCUCCGCAAGCCGAACACUGGCUUGGCUGGAGCCGGGGCUAGUCCCAGGGUGUGUGUGUGCCUGCGUACCCGUGCGCAUGCAAGUGUGUUUGCCGACUCAGGAGUUGUCUCCUCCCUGCCUGGCUAGUGAGGGUGGGACAGUAAUGGUCCUCCUGCUGGCCCCAGCAGGGCCCAGUGAGUGACUGCCCUUACUUAUUCACUGCUUCUGGGCCACUUCUUCCCCUGUAGGUGUGGGCUUGUGGCCUUUGGCAGGCUUCCCUGAGGGAGGAGAACACUGGAUUAUGGGAAAUGUUUUAAUCACUUUUGCCUUUACUACGUCUGUUAGUAUAAAUGAUCAAAAACCUGUUUCUGUGAUUAUAAAUGAGUUCUUCCAGGGCAACUUUUCAAAGUUAUCUAAAAGUUAUUUCUCAUUAGAGAGAUUACAGAUUGUAGUUUUGGCAAAACGUUGAUGGCAUAAAGAUACAUUUUCAAUUAGAAAACAUAUUUCUACAAAGGAUUUUGUUUUUAAGUUGUGGUUAAACAUUUCAGUAACUCAUAGCUACCAUACAAAUUGGUAGACCUGAUUAAAAGGCACUCCUGUUUAAGCCAAAGGAGAAGAAACUUUAGCACUAAUUUCAUCCUAUGGGAUUGUCGAGGUGGCUGUGAUGGCCUUAGAUAAGUGGAGACAGUUCACUAGCACUCACUAUCAGUACUGCUGUUAACUAGCUGCUUCCGUGCAACGAGGGAACUGCUGGUGAAGGCCAUGAGAGCUCCUGUACACUGAGAAUAGAAGGACGUAAUUUUAUGUUAAUUACUAUUACUUAAAAAGAAAUGUCACAUGUACCAUCCGAUUGGCCAGUGCUGAGAGCUGUGGGUACAAUUGGAAAAUUGUAUUUAGAAUUAGAAAUUUUGCAUUUUAAACCCUGUUUUCCCUUCUGCAUUUUCAGUGAAAUGGAAUGAAGGCUAAUGUGCUUGCUUUAUUUUCUUUUGUAAUCUUGCAUUCUGUAGCUUUUAAAACUAGAAACCAUUGUUCUAGCCAGGCAGGCAACUCUUGUGUGUAAACACAACUUGGUUAAACCAUACGCUGUAGAUGCUUCUCCCAAUGUAUCUGGCAGUCUUUGUCAUUGUUCAUGCUGGGGAUGAAGGGGAAACUAGGCUAGCAGUUCUAAUGUAACAUUCUUUGAGCAUAUCUUAAAAUAGUAUUUAAGUAAAUGGUCUAAUUUCUACAUAAUUAUUGCACUGAACUGUCUUAUUUGUUUUUUAGGUGUUUAAAUAAGCUUAGCUAAUUCAAGACACUGUAGCCACUUAUGCAUCAGUGUGCUUGGGUUUAGUAGCUUACAACAUUAUUUAUGAAGGAAAAAUAUAUAAAUAUGAAGUACCUCAUGUUGAAUGUUAUUGUACUGUAUUUUUAAUGGAACAGUGCAGAUCUUGUUAGACACAUGAAUGUGUAUAAUCAUGUUAAAUGCAAAUAAAAUAAAACUAGUUCAUAGA
This is a messenger RNA of Carlito syrichta (Philippine tarsier), 5459 nucleotides long. It is a transcript of the gene BTBD3, whose product is annotated as BTB domain containing 3. The record is from RefSeq and is a predicted model, not a curated record. Gene Ontology annotation, cellular component: cytosol. Gene Ontology annotation, biological process: neurogenesis; dendrite morphogenesis; cerebral cortex development. Gene Ontology annotation, molecular function: protein binding. The transcript is spliced from 4 exons. Bases 924 to 2504 code for a protein of 526 amino acids. Lineage: Eukaryota; Metazoa; Chordata; Mammalia; Primates; Tarsiidae.